UUGGUGUAACCCUGGGGUAAGCCCCGCCUCUUACCUUCCGCUCUUCUUCUUCGCCGAAGUACUUGAACUCUUGCCAGAGUUUCGUCCUUGGAGACGCCGGGGUAGCUUGGCCGUGAAGAUGCCGCGUGGAAGCCGCAGCCGUACCUCCCGCAUGGCCCCUCCGGCCAGCCGGGCUCCUCAGAUGAGAGCCGCCCCGAGGCCAGCACCAGUAGCUCAGCCGCCAGCAGCAGCCCCACCAUCUGCAGUGGGCUCGCCCGCCGCGGCACCCCGACAGCCAGGCCUGAUGGCCCAGAUGGCCACCACUGCAGCUGGCGUGGCCGUGGGCUCUGCUGUUGGGCACACGCUGGGCCACGCCAUCACUGGGGGCUUCAGUGGAGGAAACAGUGCUGAGCCCUCGCGGCCCGACAUCACUUACCAGGAGCCCCAGGGAGCCCAGUUAGCACAGCAGCAGCAGUUUGGCCCUUGCUCCUACGAGAUAAAGCAGUUUCUGGAGUGUGCCCAGAACCAGAGUGACGUUAAGCUCUGUGAGGGUUUCAAUGAAGUCCUGAGACAGUGCAGAAUUGCAAACGGGUUAGUCUAAUCAAGAAGCUCAGGAUGAAGCAGAAAAUUGGAUCUCAUGACCAAGUUACUUUAGCAUACAGAUGUAAUCAGUAGUGUAAAGCCGCCUGGUCAGCCUGUCAUCUGCUGUGAAGAGCUUCCUUAGUGGAAAUUCAUUGAGAUGAUACUGAAUUUGGGGCUGGACAGAUGUUUGGUCUCCUUGAACAAGCUGUUGUAAUGUUAUUGUUUAUGAGUAGAAUAAAGUGAUUUUCUUCCAAGA
Oryctolagus cuniculus (rabbit) is the source of this 817-nucleotide messenger RNA. RefSeq names its product coiled-coil-helix-coiled-coil-helix domain containing 2 (gene CHCHD2). NCBI's taxonomy places the organism in Eukaryota, Metazoa, Chordata, Mammalia, Lagomorpha, Leporidae. Gene Ontology annotation, biological process: mitochondrion organization; positive regulation of transcription by RNA polymerase II. Gene Ontology annotation, cellular component: mitochondrion; nucleus. The record is from RefSeq and is a predicted model, not a curated record. Gene Ontology annotation, molecular function: sequence-specific DNA binding.